Cornus florida is the source of this 2406-nucleotide messenger RNA. RefSeq lists its product as uncharacterized. The transcript is spliced from 9 exons. Bases 188 to 1876 code for a protein of 562 amino acids. The record is from RefSeq and is a predicted model, not a curated record. NCBI's taxonomy places the organism in Eukaryota, Viridiplantae, Streptophyta, Magnoliopsida, Cornales, Cornaceae.
UUUCAUAUCAUACGAACCAUGACCACGGGCUCUAAGUUAUCCUAUCUUUCAAUUCAAUAUCAAAUUGAAUUUGAGUAAAAUAUGGAUCAAAAUCUUAAUACUUCGUAGAUUUGUCUAUCAGGUCAAGAGUUUUUCCUUCCGGAGAAGAAAAGAAGAAUAAAAAAGAGAGGAGGGGAGAGAAGCUGAAAUGGGGGCGGGAUCUUCGACGGAGCAGGUUCCGCCACAACAACGAGAGGUCGAAGCCCUAGCUGCUUCGACUGGUGCCCUUCCCAUGCUUCAAAAAGCCUUCUCUAGGCUCGUCGAUCCACAAAUUCACUCUGUUCCUGUCAUUUCUCUCCAGCAAUGCUUCUCUAUAACCUUUGAAAAUACAUUAUGUGAAGCUUCUUCGAUGCCUGACUGCUUUAUGGGGUUGUUUGAUCAUCUUGGUCCAUCCAUAGUUGAUCUCUUUUUUGUGACCGAAAAAGGAGGAAUAAGUUGGAUUGAGUUCUUGAGAGGUUAUAUUAAGUGCUGUUGGAGGACAACCGCUUCAACGUCACUUAAUAAUUUAUUAAGGAUAUUUGCGGCUGUAGCUGUAAAGGCUGGUCUUCCUGCAAAAUUGCAGUUUGAAUCCGGUGAUGCUGAUUGUAAGGUGAAUGGGUCUUUAAUUUCUGUUGAUAUUCUCAUGCUUCUUUGGAUGUCUUGGAUUAUGUCAUGGAAUUCUAGAAAAUUGAAAUCUUCUGAAGGGAUAGCAGAUUGUGGUCUUCCAGAUAUAAGUCAUUUAGUACUAUCUGCUGUUGUAUCUUGCACAGAAGUUGGUAGCGAACUGAAUGUAUGGGACUGUGAUAUAUUGUGCUUGGAUGUCCAACUUCCUGCGGGAAAGAUUCAUGUAUGGGCCUUAAAAACAGUGCCAAGCCUUGCAGAUUGCUUUACACAAUUUGUCCAUGCAAGACUAUGUAGUUCUCUAACUUCAGAGGACAAGUUGGAACCAUCAUGCUCAUCAGUCUCUGAUAUUUCAUCAACAACGGGGUGCAAUACUUAUCUUCUAACCCGUGGAAGGGCCUGGGCCAUUUCCCUUACUCUUAAAAGUCCUUUAAGUGAAGGGAUUUUAAAAGUAUGCUUCCCUGGUGAUGGCGAUCGAACAAAUGAAAGCCCACUUUAUAGGUCAUCUCUUCAUGGGAAAGGUUUGAACCGUUUCUGGUCAAAUGUUGAAGGUUAUAAAGGCCCGAUGUUAACAUUGAUUGCAGCAAGUUCUGGAGAUCCUGAUGGUAAUGCCAGUAUCAGGAGAUGGAUCAUUGGUGCACUUACUCAUCAGGGUUAUGAAAAUAGAGAUGUGUUCUAUGGAAGCUCUGGUAGUAUAUAUGCUAUAAGUCCGGUCUUUCAUGUAUUCUCAGCUUCUGGGAAGGCGAAAAAUUUUGUGUAUAGCCAUCUGCAUCCUGCAGGUAGAGUCUAUGAUCCUCAUCCAAAGCCUGUUGGGAUUGCAUUUGGUGGAUCUAUUGGGGGAGAGAGAAUAUUUGUUGAUGAAGAUUUUGCCAGAUUAACUAUUCGUCAUAAUGCAGUUGACAAAACUUACCAACCUGGUGCCCUUUUUCCUGAUCAGUCACCAAAAACUAGACCACACCCAAGCAAACCAAUUCCCAUUGGGGGUAUUUCUUCUUCCCUCCAUCGCAUCUCUCUGGUCAUUGACGAAUUGUCCAGCCUCUUUACAUACUCAGUCAACUUCCGCAAGGGAUGUACUGUUGACGAAUUGUCCGGCCGAGUUUCACUCUUGCAGACAGAGGUGCUCACUUGGAAGACUUCUCCAGCCCUUGUGACUUACAGACAGCAGUAUUUACAAUCUGCAAUUUGGGGUUCUUACCUGUUGAAGCUUUGGUUGUCGAAGUGGAAGUAUGGGGAUUAGCAGGGAGAGCAGCCAUGGAAGUGCAAAAUUCAUACAAGAAGAGGGAAGAACUUUUCACUGAACAAAGGCGCAAGGUUGAUUUGAAAACAUUUGGUAACUGGGAUGAUUCACCUGAGAAAAUGUUGAUGGAUAUGAUGUCUGAUCCCAAUAGAAUUCAGCGGGAAGAUCGAUAAUUAGGAUUAUCUCUGUCAGAUUAUAUAAUCAGACCCGAUCAUAUGAGUUGUACAUAUUUAUGAGGAGACCAAUCCACAAAUACUUCUUUGUAGGUGGUUGGAAAAUGUAUGUAAAUUAUUUAUCACUCAAUGACAAACGACAAACGAGGGAAUCAGAUAUGAAUUAUCCACGGUGAUCUGCUCUUUGAAGCUGAAUACCAACCUUGCCUGUUGGGGAGGGCGUGUGUAGGGGGUGGGGGGUUGGGGGUGCUUGAAACAAUCUCUGUUGGAAUCUCAGCAUGUAGUACUUAUCACCAGAUGGGAUUUUCAAUAUGAUCUAUAUACAUACAUAUAUAUAUAUCAUUUUAUUGCAGGUAA